AUGGCACCUCACAACGACGCACCCUCUCCCGCUGGAUCUUUUACGGACCACUACGGAAACAACUACUGGAAUUCCUCUACCUCAAGACACAACAAUUUCAUUAUUUCAGCAGACGUUCCAUCAUCACCCAGCAACAGCUCCAUGGAUGACCACUCACUAGACGUGGGGUCCCACAUGGCACGACCGCUCCAGCGUGGUGUCUAUGUCCCAACCAUGUGCUUCUUCAAGCCAGAUACGGAAGACGUCGACACCACAGCCAUUGCUGCUCAUGCCGUGCGACUCGCACGAGCUGGUGUCACUGGUCUCGCUACUCAGGGUUCAAACGGAGAGGCCGUCCAUCUGACGCACUCAGAGCGGCAACUGGUCACCGCUACCACCAGGGCGGCCCUGAAUGAGGACGGAUUCAACCACAUGCCCCUGAUUGUGGGCUGUGGUAGCCAGAGCACCCGUGAGACAAUUGAGUACUGCCGAGAGGCUUGGCAAGCCGGCGGUGACUACGCCCUGGUGCUCCCUCCGUCCUACUACGCCACGUUGUUUGCCCCAGCCUCGGAAACCAUCAUGGAAUAUUUCACAACAGUGGCGGACAAGUCGCCUAUCCCCAUCAUUAUCUACAACUUUCCUGGUGCCGUGGGUGGUAUGGAUCUGUCCUCCGAUACUAUCAUCUCGCUAUCCGCUCAUCCCAACAUUGUGGGCGUCAAGUUGACCUGCGGAAACACUGGAAAGCUGAACCGUGUGGCCGCCGCCACUCGCAAGCUCGCGAAUGUUCACGACUCAACACACCCAGAGUUCCUUGUUCUGGCUGGUUCGGCAGACUUUCUGAUCCCGUCGCUCGCUGCUGGCGGUCACGGCAUUCUGGCUGGUCUGGCAAACAUUGCCCCGAAGGCUUGCACCCGAACUAUGGAGCUCUACCAGGAGGGACAAGUUGCAGAGGCAUACAAGAUGCAGGAGGUUGUCUCGCAAGGCGACUGGACCGCCAUUCAGGGCGGUGUAGUCGGGGUCAAGGCCGGCCUGCAGGCGUGGAUGGGUUACGGAGGCGUUGCCCGGAGUCCACUGCCGAAGUUGACCACGGAGCAGACGAAGCGGUGGAAGGAAGGUUUCCGUGAAUUGGUGUCACUGGAACAGACCCUAUGA
This is a messenger RNA of Ilyonectria robusta, 1131 nucleotides long. RefSeq lists its product as uncharacterized. NCBI's taxonomy places the organism in Eukaryota, Fungi, Ascomycota, Sordariomycetes, Hypocreales, Nectriaceae. The record is from RefSeq and is a predicted model, not a curated record. The transcript has a single exon. Gene Ontology annotation, molecular function: 4-hydroxy-tetrahydrodipicolinate synthase activity. Bases 1 to 1131 code for a protein of 376 amino acids.